AUGAUUCAGGCAGCAAAAUUAGCAGAAGAGGCUAAACUAGCAAAGUUCUUGAAGGAGAAGGCUCAGGCGGAGGAGAGGUCAAAAAGAGCGGAGUCCCAAUCACCUCAAGUUGGUCAACCAUCUCAAAGUGGACAACCUCCUCUAGUUGGACAACCUCCUCCCCAAGGCGACAACUCGUCACAACCAGUUCCGAGAUUCACCAUCACCACGGGCACUCUAGCUUUGAAUGAGGAAAACUACUUGAAGUCUUCAAAGUCGACUGAAAAAGGUGACAAGGAGGACUCCAGUUCCAACUCCGAGGGAUCAGAUGGUGAUAAAGUCCAAGAAGGGAAAGGGGAGAAAGAGGUCGGUCGCAGUAUUGUCCUCAGUGGAUGGAAGAGGUGUUUUAGGUGGAGAGGACCUAUUGACAUUGAUCAAGAAAAAUUUUGCUUAUCACCCAAGCUCCAGUUAUUCUGUUGUAGCAUGGUGAAGGUAGCGGAUUUGCACCUAUUUUAUCAGUGGGACCAGCUCCGGGAUAACCCUGUUGUAGCUUAG
Melampsora larici-populina 98AG31 is the source of this 534-nucleotide messenger RNA. RefSeq lists its product as uncharacterized. The transcript is spliced from 3 exons. NCBI's taxonomy places the organism in Eukaryota, Fungi, Basidiomycota, Pucciniomycetes, Pucciniales, Melampsoraceae. The record is from RefSeq and is a predicted model, not a curated record. Bases 1 to 534 code for a protein of 177 amino acids.